CUGAUAGGAUACAUGGUUGGCCAUAAACUAAGUUGCGCACAUACACCGUUCACAUCGGCUUGAUGCAAGACAAGCUGGAUGUAUUUAUACAGUAAACGGAUUGGAGGUCAGGGAGAGAAAGGGAAAAUAGAUCACAUCAAAAUCAGCGAAACUGUGAAUCGAAGACUAUCAUAUAGAUAACGUCCUAAUAUUCAUAAUAUCCCGGGCUGCAGCAACCGGAGUCAACGAGCCUAAAAUGCCCCAGCUGGUGACCUCUGACAUGUAAAUGGCGUCCAAAGUGCGAGAUGCUGUGGUGUGGUACCAGAAGAAGAUUGGCGCUUAUGACCAACAGAUAUGGGAGAAGUCUGUUGAACAAAGAGAAAUCAAGGGCCUGAGGAACAAGCCGAAGAAGACAGGCCAUGUGAAAGCAGACCUCAUUGAUGUGGACCUAGUGAGAGGUUCUGCUUUUGCCAAGGCCAAGCCUGAGUCUCCCUGGACGUCUCUGACCAGGAAGGGUCUUGUCAGGGUGGUGUUGUUCCCCUUCUUCUUCAGAUGGUGGAUCCAGGUCACCUCCAGAGCCAUCUUCCUCCUCCUCCUCCUCCUCUACCUGCUACAAGUGGCUGCUGCAGCGUUAUUCUUCACCAUUCCCCAGCCCCACAGUAUCCCGACCACAGAGGUGUUUGGGGCGAUAUGGCUGAUGCUGUUACUGGGGACAGUGCACUGCCAGAUCGUCUCCACACGCACCCCCAAACCCACCAGCAGCAGCAGCUCUGGCAAGAGAAGAAGGCGUCUAAGGAAGGCCGCUCACUUGGAUGUACAUAGGGAAGGAGAUGGCUCUAGCACCACUGAUAACACCCGGGAGGGCGGCCCACACUGCCACGGUGCCGCCACCGGCUCACCUUACAGCCUGUGCAUCGCUCUCUUCAGAGAUUUCUGGCAUGAUAUCUGUAAAGCGCGGUCGAAGAAGUCCAAGCUGUCCAUAGACAAGUCCACAGAGACAGAUAAUGGCUAUGUGUCUCUGGAUGGGAGGAUAACCUGUAAGAGUAGUGAGGAGGGGCUACAGCUCCAUGAUGGAGGGUCUCACCACUGUGACCUGCUGCUGAGGUCAGACGAGACGUGUUGGGCCGCACCCCCUCCUCUCAACACACUGCUGCUUCCACCUGUCACCAAGGAGACCCAGAGCCGUGGUGUGGGUGUGGAGAACAUGUCUGAUGAGGCGUCUAGUGAGGAGGAUCCUGAAGCGUCCUACACCGCCAUCCGUAGGGGUGUAGAGCGUGUCAGCAGCGACUGCACGCUGCGCAACAGGAAACCACAUCACUACAAGAAACACUACGCCAUCAACACUGAGGUGGGUGACCUCCACACUACCCAGGAGACUCCUAAGUCCGGUACCAGCUGUAGUUCUCGGUGCUCCAGCCUGCGGACCCAGGACUCAGAGAGCACCAGACACGAGUCAGAGACAGAGGACCUGCUGUGGGAGGACUUCCUGCACUGUGCUGAGUGUCGCUCCUCGUGCACCAGCGAGACAGAGGGCGAGGAGCUGCAGUGCCCUGCUACCAAGAAGGAGUACAGAGAUGACCCCUUUCACCAGGGUCAUACGUGGCUACACAGCACCAACCCGGGUCUGGAGCGGGUCAGUGCCAUCGUCUGGGAGGGGAACGACUGUAAGAAGGCUGACAUGUCUGUCCUGGAGAUCAGCGGUAUGAUCAUGAACAGGGUCAACCUGUACACCCCAGGUAUUGGCUACCAGGUCUUUGGUAACCUGGUGUCAGUGACUCUGGGCCUGACGCCCUUCGCCUACAGGCUGUCUCAGUACAAGGACCUGGAACAGCUGACACAGCUCUCGGCCAAUGAGCUCAUCUCUGUGGCGUUCGGCUCCUCCUCCGACGUCAUGGUGAUCACCAUGGUAACGCUCAGCUUCAUGGUGCGCGUCUGUCUCAUCUGGCUCUUCUUCUUCCUGCUCAGCGUGGCCGAGAGGACAUACAAACAGAGGCUGCUAUUCGCCAAGCUGUUUGGUCACCUGACGUCGGCACGGCGAGCCAGGAAGUCGGAGGUGCCUCACUUCCGUCUGAAGAAAGUCCAGAACAUUAAGAUGUGGCUCUCUCUGCGCUCAUAUCUCAAGAGAAGGGGUCCUCAGCGGUCGGUGGAUGUGAUCGUGUCCUCUGCCUUCCUCCUCACCCUCUCCGUAGUCUUCAUCUGCUGUGCUCAGGUCAGCUUGCUCCAUAUCCACCACACCUUCCUGGAGUGUCACUAUAACUGGGAGCUGGUGAUCUGGUGUUCCUCUCUGUCUCUCUUCCUGCUCCGCUUUGUUACCCUGGGCUCAGAGACCAGCAAGAAGUACAGCAACACCUCCAUCUUACUGACAGAACAGAUUAAUCUGUACCUGAAGAUGGAGAAGAAACCAAACAAGAAGGAGGAUUUGACAUUGGUCAACAACGUACUGAAGCUAGCCACCAAGCUAUUGAAGGAGUUGGAUGCUCCGUUCAGGCUGUAUGGUCUGACGAUGAACCCUCUGCUCUACAACAUCACCCAGGUGGUCAUUCUGUCUGCUGUGUCUGGGGUCAUCAGUGAUCUACUGGGCUUCAACCUGAAGCUCUGGAAGAUCAAAUCAUGACAGUAAGCUGAUCAGGUCACAGCUGGCUCUGGAAGAUGUGAUACAUUCUCUCACCACACAGGGGCGCUGUUGUCCUUUCGCUCACGGACUGACUGGGCUUCCUUGUAUCUAUGGUCUGACGGACAAACAGCCCCAUUCUCAGAGUGCUUACAUUUCACUUGUGCAAUUCAAGAUAUAUUUAUUUUACCCUUUCAGUAUUUUUUUAUUUUUUUUUGUUGUUGAAAAAGUUACAACAUGUUAUUUUAAGCUAUACAGGUUUUGUGUUCUCAGAGGGACGGGAUCAAAACACAGCAAGAUGACAAUUCAGUUAAUAAGGUAAAAGAGUUCCAUCCCUUCAGACUAGUAAGGACAAUGUGCAUUAUAAUGCAGCUGUUCAGUUUGUUGACUGUGACACACAAACGCAGUCAUUUCACUGUGAGAACUGCAACGAGUAGUUGUUUCCGAUCAUAGACGGACUGUAAUAAUAAUAAUAAUGUGUUUUAAAGCCUACAUACACACAAACAGGUUGUACUUUCUGGUCAAUUCAAUGUAGGCUUUUUUGUUGUUGCUUUUGAUGACAACAACAGUACACCAAAGUUCAGAAUAGAUGAACUAUGUUUCUGUGUGUUUGGCGUUUCUAAUGAUAAGCUAAGUGACGGCUGUAGUGGAGAGAUAGAGGCAGGAUAAAACACAACACAUCACUCAAAUGAUUGGUGAGAAAAUAGGUGAGGUACUGUACUGGCUAGAUGGGAGGUACUGUACUGUACUGGCUAGAUGGGAGGUACUGUACUGGCUAGAUGGGAGGUACUGUACUGGCUAGAUGGGAGGUACUGUACUGGCUAGAUGGGAGGUACUGUACUGUACUGUACUGGCUAGAUGGGAGGUCCUGUACUCUAUUGGCUAGAAGAGGUACUGUACUGGCUAGAUGGGAGGUACUGUACUGGCUAGAUGGGAGGUACUGUACUGUAGUGGCUAGAUGGGAGGUACUGUACUGGCUAGAUGGGAGGUACUGUACUGUAGUGGCUAGAUGGGAGGUACUGUACUGGCUAGAUGGGAGGUACUGUACUGGCUAGAUGGGAGGUACUGUACUGGCUAGAUGGGAGGUACUGUACUGGCUAGAUGGGAGGUACUGUACUGGCUAGAUGGGAGGUACUGUACUGGCUAGAUGGGAGGUACUGUACUGUCUAGAUGGGAGGUACUGUACUGGCUAGAUGGGAGGUACUGUACUGGCUAGAUGGGAGGUACUGUACUUUAUUGGCUAGAUGGGAGGUACUGUACUUUAUUGGCUAGAUGGGAGGUACUGUACUUGCAAGAUUGGAGGUACUGUACUGGCUAGAUGGUAGGUACUGUACUGGCUAGAUGGGAGGUACUGUACUGGCUAGAUUGGAGGUACUGUACUGCAUUGGCUAGAUGGGAGGUACUGUACUGGCUAGAUGGAAGGUACUGUACUGUAUUGGCUAGAAGAGGUACUGUACUGUCUAGAUGGUAGGUACUGUACUGUCUAGAUGGUAGGUACUGUACUGUCUAGAUGGUAGGUACUGUACUGUCUAGAUGGUAGGUACUGUACUGGCUAGAUGGGAGGUAGUGUACUGGCCAGAUGGGAGGUACUGUACUGGCUAGAUGGGAGGUACUGUAUUGUAUUGGCUAGAAGGGAUGUACUGUACAGUACUGGGUGGAUGGGAGGUACAGUACUGUACUGGGUGGAUGGGAGGUACAGUACUGUACUGGGUGGAUGAGAGGUACAGUACAGUACUGGGUGGAUGGGAGGUACAGUACUGUACUGGGUGGAUGAGAGGUACAGUACUGUACUGGGUGGAUGGGAAUAUGUAAACCUAGCCAACAUAUCUGGGUUAGUAUUCUCUAUGUCAAAUUGAGACAUCCAGGCCCGCUAGCCAAAACGAAACGGUGUGUAACUGAACAUUGUUAACUAUGUUACUCGUAUAAUGCUCAUUUGGGGGGGAGGUGCUUAUGUUUGUCCUGGUACACACUUGUACAAGUCUGUAAUGGAAAUGUGUUUCUUACAUACUGAGACCCUGAGGGAGUGGGGUCGCGACCUUUUAGGGUGAUACCUUUCAGUAUUGGCUUCUGUACUCCCAACCCUAUUUUGUAAACCAGACACAGUGACGUGUGCAGUCUGGUUGAAAUACUGCUAUUCAGGCCUGUGAGCCGCCAUCACAACCUCGUCAACAAGUUGAUGUUUUCUCGCCCUCCUUCCCUGUUUACUGUUUUACGUUGCAUGGUUUUCUCACAGUGCAUUUGAGUUAUUUCCAUGGUUAGACUGUAUUUCAAGCAACAACUCUUUUACUCAACACACAACGUGUUUCUAUUACAGUUAGAACAAAGAGGUCCCAGGUCUGAGUCGCUGUUCGCAGGGUCGCUGUUCGCAGGGUCGCUGUUCGCAGAGUCGCUGUUCGCAGAGUCGCUGUUCGCAGGGUCGCUGUUCGCACGGUCGCUGUUCGCAGGGUCGCUGUUCGCAGGGUCGCUGUUCGCAGGGUCGCUGU
Messenger RNA from Oncorhynchus masou masou (cherry salmon), 5073 nucleotides. Its product is annotated as protein PHTF2-like. Gene Ontology annotation, cellular component: endoplasmic reticulum. The record is from RefSeq and is a predicted model, not a curated record. Lineage: Eukaryota; Metazoa; Chordata; Actinopteri; Salmoniformes; Salmonidae.